Messenger RNA from Mercenaria mercenaria, 657 nucleotides. RefSeq names its product serine protease inhibitor Cvsi-2-like. Lineage: Eukaryota; Metazoa; Mollusca; Bivalvia; Venerida; Veneridae. The coding region runs from base 304 to 582 and encodes 92 amino acids. The transcript is spliced from 3 exons. The record is from RefSeq and is a predicted model, not a curated record.
UACAAUUUAUAAUAUAAUCUUGUUUACAAAUGGAAAGGAAAUCUAAUGUGAAGAUAAGAAGUGAAAUGUAUUUAUUUCAGUGUUCAUGCGAAAUGAACGACAGAAUAGCAUCGGCAAAUUAAACAUGAACCGCUAGGUCACGGACAGUGUGUCACAAAGGUCGUAAAAAGGAGAUACAUAUAAAGAAUUAUGCCUUAUCAAAUAGGCCAGUCAUGGCAACAUUAUGACGUACAGCAAUAUAAAAGCCUCUAGGCCUAAUGGUCUUCACAUUGCAAAACUGAAAUUCCAAAUCUACGGAACAAGAUGAAAGUCGUACUCUUCAUCUGUGCAGCACUAUGUGUUCUAAGCAUCUAUGCUGAAGACUGUCCCACCAACAACGUUCAACAGGAGUGUACGCACUUGACGUGUUCAGCUGGCUAUACGUUAGCAUGUGUAAACAAUGUUUGUACUUGCAACCCGGACCAGAAUAGUUACUGUACCACCCAACAAGACUGUCUCAGUAAUUCAAACCUACCGACCUGCCACAGAGGAUGGCAUUGUGUCGAUAAUGCUUGUCGAUGUGGUGGAAACUGGGGCAAAUAAUGUUACUACAGUUAUUGCUUUCAAAAGAAAAAAAUGUAUUGAAGCUAUUACAAUAAAACUAUUGUGUGAAUUACA